AUAUGUGUCUUGGGUGGAUGGAGGAAGUAAAGGCAAACCGGAUCGCAAGAUUAAAAAUACAUGGAAAAAGGUGAAGUUCAUUCAUCUGUUGCAGUCUAUUCUACUUGUUGGAAAUCUUUUUCCAUUACAUAAAUUCCUCUUCUUCGUCCUGGAUUAUUGGUCUGGUGUGGUGGUUAUGCGACACUUAUGUAAUCCGAAAAUGUGUUGCUGGGUUGACCCGUAAUAUGGGUUUGUACUCCUCAACCAGCUUAACUGAACUACCAGUGACAAGUUAUGCACUAGUUGCAGCAUAGUUAAACAGUAAUUCAAAUACAAUGCGGAGAUAUCAAUUGAUCCAAAUGUUGAAGCUGUGAGUGUGAAUGUCUACAACCAUUAAGUCUUCUCGUAUGGUAAUAAGUUAUUACUAAUAACAUUCACACUUGUUGAGUGAGGAGAAAGAGAGUGAAUGUUGAAGUUGUCUUUAUGGUUUGUUUAAAUAUGUUGGAAGAGAUAAGUGUGUUUGUUUAACGCGACGAAGCUUUAUCCUCAUCAUCAAAUUUACGGAUAAAUUGGAGAACACCAGUAGAACUUGAAACAUGUAGUGUUUUUAUAUAUUAAUACAUACAGCAAAUGGGUACAAUUUUUUGCAAUAUAAUUGGCAAACCGUAUAAUUCAGUUUCUGAAGGAAUGUACGAAUAUAUUACAUAUACGUGCGACGUAGUGGCGUAUUAACUGACAGGCAGCUCAUUUAUGUCGCAAUUAGCAACCAACAACGGAACAUAUAAAGAUUCUGAGGUUUUAUCGAUCGCCGUCCAAUAUUCACCAGAGCAGAACAAAGACUAUCAAAAUUUUGUUCUUAAAAUGCCACCUUCCACAACAUCCUCGAAAUAUUUCCUUCGGGAACUCUCGCUAAUAAGACUUUACACUGUUUUGUUAAUAAGUUUCCUUUACUUUAUUGUUCAAAUGGUCAUUGCGCACAUGGCUCACAGCUUAAUCCUUCAGGUUGAUGCAUACCACAUGCUCUAUAAUAUUUUGGCUUUGGCUACAUCGAUAAUUACGACAAAGAUGUGUCGAAAAGGGUCAAGUCUCAAGAAUACUUUUGGAUGGACUAGAAUUGACGUCUGUGGAGCAGUUGCUAGCAUUUGUUUCCUUGCUGCAUCCUGUUUUUCCAUUAUUAUUGAAGCACUCCAGGCUAUGCUGCAUUCCUCGCAUCAUGAAAAUAUGAAAAUGCCAAUUCCAGUGCUAAGUGUCGGAUUGAUUGGGAUUUUUACAAAUACUAUAGCUUAUGCUAUUAUCGGAGGAUACACACGUCAACAGAAAAGCUUUCUUGGGUCUCACAGGGAUGGUCAGGAUAUCGUCAUCUCUCCAUCGGCAAGAAGGGGUCCAUCAAACCCUAAGCUAAAGUGUGGAGGGCCGUUGGACGUACUGAGAGACUUCUUGGGUUGCAUUUUGGUGGUCGUUGUUGCACUGGUUAUUCAUCUCUGGAAACAUGAAAUGGCUGAUUUUGUCGACCCUUCCAUUGCCAUAAUUGAAAUCUUUAUCCUCGCCAUUUUGUCGUACAAAUAUGCAAAGGAAGCUGGCCAUAUCCUGCUCCUUACCAUACCUGAAAACAUCAACGUUCAAUCUUUACUGGAUGAAUUGUAUCAAACUUUUCCAGAAAUUUCCGAUGUGCAUGAAUGGCAUGUCUGGCAAUUGGACCCAUCUCGAGUAAUUGCAACCGCACAUGUUGUUCUUAAAAACACAGACAACUGUUGGAUAGUUCAAAAUAAUAUUAUCGAGUUUCUAGAAAGCAAAGGAAUUACAUCAGUAACCCUCCAACCGGAAUUCUUAGAGCUCCAAGGACAGGCUGGUGGUACCGGGGCUUCGCCGGAAACUUUACGGAAACGUCAAUGCUUUCUGCCCUGCCACGAAACGGAGGAUUGUUAUGAAAAAAAGUGCUGUUUAUCCGAACACGAGCUAGCUUUGCUUGCACAAAAAGAGACGUCUGGUCAUAAUCACGGUCACAGUCACGACGACGGGCAUAGUCAUGAGCAUAAAAAAACGUGGACAUGGAGCAAUCCACUGAAAAGCAGUAGUUUAAAUAAUGUCAGCAGUCAGAAAGACGAUGCUUUGUUAAACCCUCCUCGCAUGACGGCACAUUCUCACGAAAAGAAGUCUAAUCCAGAACUUGCCAAGGAAAAGAACGCCAUAGUGGUCACCGAAAUCCGUCCAAAGGGUCCAACCCCAGAGCUUGUCCCCCCACCCUCUCAGGAAGAUUCAAGUGAAUCAAGCGAUGAGGAUGAGGAUCACAAAGUUCGUAAACCAAUGAUUUAAUUCACAACGUCAAGAUAUUAUUGAGACAGCUUUUGAUUUUGUUCAAAAAGUUAAUUCUUUGCCAUAAAAUAUACGUUAACUUUACGACUGACUACAGUUAUCAUUUUUCCUCUAGUCUUUAUUGUCAUAAUAUUGUGUUUUUAAAUAUCAAAAUAUAAAUAUGAAAGCAAUUAAAUAUAGACAUAAAUUAUAAUUUCUCAUAUUUAUUUAGACCAAAAAUGUACCAUGCAAUCAGUCAUUUGUAUAUUUUUAAUAAUUGUAAGCCCACGAUAAAAAAAAUACGGAAUUGUCUUAAUGGAUAAAAAUGCAUGUAAAUAAUUUAUUACGCAUUAUUUUUUGGAAUAUAAAUGUCUAUGGAACCUUC
This is a messenger RNA of Folsomia candida, 2656 nucleotides long. Its product is annotated as zinc transporter 1. Lineage: Eukaryota; Metazoa; Arthropoda; Collembola; Entomobryomorpha; Isotomidae. Gene Ontology annotation, cellular component: membrane. The transcript is spliced from 9 exons. The record is from RefSeq and is a predicted model, not a curated record. Gene Ontology annotation, molecular function: zinc ion transmembrane transporter activity. Gene Ontology annotation, biological process: zinc ion transmembrane transport; intracellular zinc ion homeostasis; detoxification of zinc ion. The coding region runs from base 730 to 2292 and encodes 520 amino acids.